UUAAUCUAAUACUAAAUUUUGUUAAAAUAUUUUACUUAAUGAUCACUUCGACUGUAUUUGUGUUUUGAUUUAAUACUUAAUUUAAUUUCAACUUGGACUUGGACUUUGAUUUUGAUUUGGAAUUUUUAUUUAUUUUUUUAACGGCACUCAGUUGAGUUCCCUUCGACUCUUUCAUGCGGCGACCUCUUCAUCGUCUCCGACUCUUCGUCACCGACUUAUCUUCUACCAUAACCACCACCUCCAUGUCUUCUUACCGUGGUGGUCGGAACCACCCGCGGAGGAAUUUGUCCGACCGUCCCUUUAUUGGUGGAAGAAGAGGCCAUUACGUUUCCGAUGGCUCCCAUUUCCGGCCAGUCCGGGAGGCCAAUCUAGGGUUCCACCAAGGUGAGGGGGGAAGCUUCAGGAAUGACUCCGAGUUUCCAAUGCCGGAUCGGCCACCUCAUCCUAAUCAAAACCAGCAGUUUCGGCCGGGCUUCUAUCAGAACCACCAGCAGUUUCGACCUCCAUUUCCACCUUACAGUUAUCAGAACCAACAAUUUCGUCGGCCUCCGGCUCUGCCGUUUGAACAUAAUCAACCGCGCAGGGUAGCUCUAGCUCAUCAAUACCGGCCUCGGCCUCGGCCUCCAGAUUUUCGAAAUUGGGAGUUUGCCAAAACUUCACCGCCAUCAACUAGUGAGCGGUUUACAAUUCUCUCGUAUAAUAUACUGGCUGACUAUCUGGCUACGGACCACCGAAGCAGACUUUACUAUCACAUUCCUCGUUACAUGUUGGAUUGGCAAUGGAGAAAGAAAAAUAUACUCUUCGAGCUGGGAUUGUGGUCCACUGAUAUAAUUUGUUUUCAGGAGGUCGAUAGAUUUCAGGGCCUAGAAGAGGAGUUAAAGUUUCGAGGAUACAGUGGCAUUUGGAAGAGGCGGACUGGUUAUCAUGUUGAUGGGUGUGCAAUAUUUUGGCGUUCAUCGAGAUUCAAGUUGCUGCAUGAAGAAUCUAUAGAGUUUAAUAAGCUUGGACUUCGAGAUAAUGUUGCUCAGAUUUGUGUAUUGGAGUUGCUAAGUCAAAAAUGUGAUGAAAAUGCUGCAGCUCUACAGACAAGCUCAACCAGUUCAAAUAAAGUUGUAGUUUGUAACAUUCAUGUGCUUUUCAACCCUAGAAGAGGAGAAAUCAAGCUUGGCCAGGUCAGGACGCUCCUUGAUAGGGCUCAUGCAGUUUCAAAGGUCUGGAGUGAUGCUCCAGUUGUUCUUUGUGGGGAUUUUAAUUGUGUCCCAAAGAGUCCAUUAUACAAUUAUAUCUCAGAACAGAAGUUAGAUUUGUCAGUAGUUGAUAGGAAUAAAUUGUCAGGACAAGCUUCUGCUGAAAUUCGUGAACAAAGAACUUAUAAUCCUAAUUAUGGUGUCAAGUCUGGUGAUAAUUUGGUUAGAGCUCCACUAAUGGUACAAGGUAACGAAGUUGUCAAGAUGAAUGAAUCAUCAUUAGACAUGCAGAAACCAUUUGAUCUAGAUAGCAGUCCAGAGAACUUGCCCUUGGUGGAGAACUUCUCUCAACUUCAUUCUCAUAAUGCUUUGAGUGUGAAUGAUAGGUCAAGCACCAGCACAGAUCAUGAAAGAAAUGAUGUCAAAGUAGGUGAUGAAGUGAAGGAAGAAACUCAGAAGACUCCUGUCUAUGAACCUAGUGAUAGCUGUACAUCAACUUAUGGUAUUUCAGGUGCUAGCUUACGGAAAGAUAUAUGUACAUCUUACUGUGAGGGUGGCUCCUCAACUGGUAAUUUGACUCCUGAGAAAAUGGAUAACUCAAUCAAUUUAUUAUUUACUGGAAGUUCUGAACCGACCAAUUAUUUAGAAGAGGAAAGAAAAAGCUGUGAUAAUAUUUUGCAGUCCUUACCAGAUGUAACUUGUUCUUUCAUGGUUGAGACUGAUGCAAAGGCCUACAGCCAGACUACCUCAUCAUGCGAUAUUAACAAGACUUCUCCACAGAACUCUGAAGAUUCAUCCCCCCUGCAAGUCUGUAGUGACAGGCAGGGUGACUUCUCGGACACAAGUCAAGCACACUUGGCAUUUUCACCUACUAGCAUUGAGGUACAAGAAAAAGUUGACAAUUUAACUUUAGAUGAAACCAUGAUUGGUGGAGGAAAUAUAGCUGAAGAUAGUAGUACUUUUUUAUCGGCAUUACACAACUAUGAAGAGGAUUUUUCUUGCGAUCCUGGUCAAUUGCUAAGAUCAGGCACUGUGAACUCUAACCCUUCAUCAAACAUUGGAGUUGAAGGUGACUUGCCUACAGAUUUGGAUCUGGAGCAGCCUCUUGAAGUGGAGGAAAAUUUUUAUGACCCAUCAUUAUGGACUCCUGCAGACAUAGAAACUGCAACAGGCAAUGCAACAUGUACUUUUUUAGAACAUCCUUUGAAGCUUAAAAGCACGUAUACUGAAGUCGAGGAUUGUUUGGGGACUAGAGACUCAAAUGGAGAGCCCCUUGUAACCAGUUAUCAUAGAUGUUUCUUGGGAACAGUUGACUACAUUUGGCGUUCUGAAGGGUUACAGACAGUCAAAGUGCUAUCUCCUAUACCAAAACAUGUUAUGCAAGCAACUCCAGGAUUCCCAACAAAGAAAUGGGGUAGCGAUCAUAUAGCCUUAGCUUCCGAAUUAGCAUUUGUCAAAGACAACACUAAUAACAAAGUAGAUGUUUAGCAGUGAUAUCGUUAAGCAAAGGUAAAUACCAUGCUUGUCACAAGACAUAUAGGCAGCCAUUCGGUUGAUCUCCGCUUUUGCAUAUUUAGAAUGCAGCUCGGUGAUGCUAUUAUUUAGUUAUUUAUAUUUAUGUAUUUAUAUGACAUUUUCAGUAACAAAUCUAUUGGAAUUAUUGUUACGAUUCUGAGAGCUUCUAAUUUUGCUGAGAGGAAGUUCCACAAGCUGUUUUCAAAUCAGUCAAGUCGUAGCCAUUUCAGAGCAUUUCUUAUGUAUAAAUAUAGUUACUAGUCCUCUAGUUGGGGUUGUUGUUAUUAUUAUUAUUAUUGUUUGUAGUUUUGUAUUUGUAUGUAUCGUCCGAUUUCGACAAGGAAAAUGCACUAAUGACUGUUUAUGUGACAAGUUAAUGUAAACAGCGGAUUGAACAUGGCAAAUUCAAGUAUUUUCCUUUUCUUUGGCCA
Humulus lupulus (European hop) is the source of this 3133-nucleotide messenger RNA. RefSeq names its product carbon catabolite repressor protein 4 homolog 6. NCBI's taxonomy places the organism in Eukaryota, Viridiplantae, Streptophyta, Magnoliopsida, Rosales, Cannabaceae. Gene Ontology annotation, molecular function: 3'-5'-RNA exonuclease activity. The record is from RefSeq and is a predicted model, not a curated record. Bases 174 to 2675 code for a protein of 833 amino acids. The transcript is spliced from 15 exons.